Anarrhichthys ocellatus (wolf-eel) is the source of this 4926-nucleotide messenger RNA. Its product is annotated as serine/threonine-protein kinase ICK. Lineage: Eukaryota; Metazoa; Chordata; Actinopteri; Perciformes; Anarhichadidae. Gene Ontology annotation, molecular function: ATP binding; protein kinase activity. Bases 2116 to 4065 code for a protein of 649 amino acids. The transcript is spliced from 14 exons. Gene Ontology annotation, biological process: protein phosphorylation. The record is from RefSeq and is a predicted model, not a curated record.
UGAAGUGGAGCUUUUAUUAGCGUCAUUAUUAUUAUUAUUUGUAGUAGUACGAGUAUAUAAAGGUGGGGCUGCAGCCGUUACAGCCAACAAUUAUUUCCUUUAUGGAUUCAUCUGUCAAUUAUUAUCUCAAUUAGUCAUUUGAUUUCAUAAUGACAGUGGCCAAAACAGUGUUGACUCACAGUUCUGUCCCAUUAUCAUUUCAGUCAUUUGAUGAGUGUUACUCCAAAUCUGUCACCCAUUCAGAGUUGACCAAAUAUUGACAGGUGAGGUGUUAGUAUUCCACAAACAGACCUACUGCCCAUGUGUUGCUGCUGUGUGUGACCCUAUCUAAAUACCUUACACAAUUUUGGUAAAAGCUAUGACAAUGUCUUAUUUACAGUGACAUUCCUAAUCAAAGAAUCUGAUGGGUCACCAAAUCCACUGUAUCUCCUGCUUCUCCAUAUUUAUUUAACUGUCAUUCAGCUGAUGAAUGAAAUACCUCUGUGUUGAUCAGCUCCUCCACCCGAGUGUGCCAGCUCAAUACCUGAACAGCUUCAUAAAACUACUUGCUUACAUUUUAAACUUUAACUGAUUUCAAAUGUCCAAAAGCAGUUGUAAAGCCUGUUAAAUUGUGUCUGAACUAGUGACCUGUUAAUAUUAAAUACAUGUGCUAUAACACUCUGAAAGGAUACAUACUUUUAAUACUAAAGUAUAUUUUGCUGCUCAUAAUAUUGCAAUUUUGUUUUUCAUUUUCAAGUAAAGUCUUGAAAGCAGAACUUGUAAUCGUUUGCUUAUUUGUUGUUUGAUUUGUUAUGUAGAAGGCCAAUUUUACUUUUACUUGAAGGAUCUACUUUAUCCACUGCUGCGUGUAUGUCAGAGAUGAAGCAAAGAAGGUACAUCUAAUUUAGAUAAUGUUACAUCCAGUUUGAGGUUAAACAUUUUUUGCAACACCACAUUUCAGCCUACUUUUUCACUACCUUUAACUAACAGUUGUUUAGACAGUGUAUACAUUGCCGACUAAGAUAUGAGACUCAUGUCUCUACAAAAUGUAAAUUUUUGGGAAGUUAGAAAAAUAACUGCCUGGUUUUAGUCAGUAAACAUGCAAUUUGGCAUGUGGGGGUGAAAACAUUAUGAACUUAGGGAGAAGAAUGAAAACAUUAUAAACUUAGGGAGAAGAAUGUAAUCACCGAACGUAUUUGAAAGCAUCAAAAUAACCCAAACUGAAAAAAACAUUACCAACAAUAUUAAAAUACUGCUUGUGUAAUAAUCAUUCACCUACAUUUUAACAGCGAAAGACCAAUCUUCCCCAUCAGCGCUAUUACUUUAGAUAACUAGUAAUUCAUGUUACGCUUAUUUGUUUAGUGUAUGUACAACACAUCAUUUAUUUAUCUAUUGUGGCUUCUGAACACUUUCCACCACUAGUCUGCGUGUGAAAACGUGUUGAAAACAAGUUUGGAACUGGACCAUCAGCUUGACUUGUGGACAAACAUUUGAGCAGAGAAGAAGAAUUCAAUACAAGAGUACACACAUCUGGUCACUUCCGGCUUUGCUUUGCACCACGAAAUCUUUCUUGUUCCUUGUAGUAUUUUUGAAUAUCGGUCUUGUUUUAUCAUUUUAUUGUUAUGCACGAAACUUAUUAUGACAUUUACUUCUCUCGACUAUGUAUUUAGAUGGUCAAUGAGGAGAUAGAGAUAGAGUUGCCGUGAUUUUAUCCUUCUCGUUCUGGAUCUUUGUUUCCGACGCAGCCGAAGUGGAGCUAUGAUUUGUUGUAACGAGACCGCAAACUGUUUUUACAGCAACGCGAGAUUACGACGAGCUCUAUGACGAAAGGGCCUGGAUAACAUUUAUUUAUGUUGUGUGUUAGACACGCAGUGGAUGCGCGUCUCUGUCAACAGAUUAUUCCGUUAAGCCAUUUGUUGAACAUCGACUACAAAUGCUCGGCUAUGUGUUGUUGUCGAUCUGACGCGGGAAGGCUAGAAGGAGGCCAUUCCAUGAAACCAUGAGUGCUCCAGCUCUGCCUGUGGUCUUCUGCUGUUGUCACAGGAAAAUCUGGUUGCAUUCAGCAGCGGCAGGCAAACACUCUGUUUUCCACCCGAUUACAGUCUUUCCCCCGGAUGCUAUGGAAGGACAAGCGCGAUGAAUAGGUACACAAAUAUCAGACAGCUCGGGGAUGGCACGUAUGGCUCGGUCGUCCUCGGCCGAAGUCUGGAGUCAGGAGAGCUGGUUGCCAUAAAGAAAAUGAAAAGAAAAUUCUACUCCUGGGAAGAAUGCAUGAACCUCCGUGAAGUCAAGUCCUUAAAGAAACUCAACCAUGCCAAUAUAAUCAAACUGAAGGAGGUCAUUCGAGAAAAUGAUCACCUGUACUUCAUAUUUGAGUACAUGAAGGAAAAUCUAUACCAGCUAAUGAAAGACAGGACUCGAUUGUUUCCUGAAUCUGCUGUAAGAAAUAUAAUGUUUCAGAUACUACAGGGGCUCACGUUCAUUCAUAAACAUGGGUUUUUUCACAGGGACAUGAAGCCUGAGAAUCUUCUGUGCAUGGGCCCAGAGCUGGUGAAAAUAGCUGACUUUGGGCUUGCCCGUGAAAUCAGAUCUCGACCGCCAUACACAGACUAUGUCUCCACCAGAUGGUACAGAGCCCCAGAGGUGCUCCUCAGAUCCACAUCCUACAGUUCGCCCAUAGACCAGUGGGCAGUUGGCUGCAUCAUGGCGGAGCUUUAUACCCUCAGGCCUCUUUUCCCAGGCUCCAGUGAAAUAGACACCAUAUUCAAAGUUUGCCAAGUCCUGGGUACGCCAAAGAAGAAUGAUUGGCCGGAGGGAUACCAUCUGGCUAGUGCCAUGAACUUCCGUUGGCCUCAGUGUGUUCCCAGUAAUCUGAAGAUGCUGAUCCCAAAUGCCAGUCCUGAAGCCAUUCAUCUGAUGACAGACCUGCUCCAGUGGGAUCCCAAGAAGAGACCAGCUUCAGCCCAGGCUCUCAGGUACUCGUACUUCCACGUGGGCCAGGCUUUGGGCACUCCUCAACAGAUCCUCGAGCAGGGCAGACCUCAGCCGGGCCUUGUGCCGCUGCAAGCUCCUUUACAGACGCAGCAGCAGCAGCAGCAGCAGCAACAACAACCCCUGCUGCUUAAGCCUGUGCCUCCCUCCCAUCCUCCAACUCCCAACCAACACUGCUCCCCCCCCAGGCCUCUCCAGCAGAUCCAGCCCUCCCCUGUGUUUGCAGCUGCGCAGGCGGCAGCGUACCAACGGCACACAGAGCUGGUGCGAGAGCAACAACCGAAGCACAUCCUGAAGCAGGAACAGACCGGAGGAACAGCACAGAGCCAUCUUCCUUACCUUGUUGACAAGAGUCUCCAGAGCAAGCAAACAAGACAAGAGACAGAAAAAGCAAACCUACUGAGCUAUCAGUUGAAGCCUAAAGGGGGGCGGCGGCGCUGGGGCCACGGCACGGGACACCUUAAGGGUGAUGACUGGGACGACUAUGAAGAAACGGAUCUGACAUCCAUAAGUAUUCUUGGAAAAAGCAACUUCUCCACAGAGAAGUCGAGGCCGGGGGAGGACACACUCUGCAGAUAUGGAAAUGUUCUGGAUUACAGUCGACCCAAUGGAAAGGAAGAAGCACCUUUAAACCUGAACAAGAGUUCAGCCUACCAGGAGCCACCGAGAACCGCGUCUGCCAAACAACAUUACUUCAGGCAGUCAAGAUAUUUACCUGGCAUUAGCACAAAGAAGAACGUGGCCAUCAAUGCCAGUAAAGACUUCUCCGGAAGCCAUCUUUGGGGCAACAGCAGUAUUCCAUUUGGAGGGACUCUGCCGAGCAGAGGUGCUCACGGUACCAAUACAAUCCCAGGGGGAUACAUGCCGUCGUUUUACAAGAAAGACGUCGGUUCAGCCGGUCACAGAAGGCACCAGGGUCCUCCAGUGGAAUCCACAGCAUCAAAUUAUGCAACAUGGCAGUCAGGCCGGAGUCCGAUGAACACCUCUACCAACAUGCCAUCGAGCAACAAGAGCACCCCCGGUCUGCUGCCUCGCCCACCGGUCCAGUCCAUCCACGGGCGAACAGACUGGUCUGCCAAAUAUGGACACCGCUAGUGCCCCGCCUGGAGCCUCUGAUGUGUGCUCCUGAGACUCUUUCACCUCCAAAGAGUAGGCCUAGUUGUUUUAUAACCUUAAUCUGUGCAUACAUCUUACACAGCAAUAAUUUUGUUUUUCAUUUUGUGUACUAUGGAUGUUGUGAGAUGUAAAAUAUGAGUGUAUGUGUAUACUUAAAUGCAACCGGACAGAAUUUGAGUGUUUUUAUUUUGUAUUUCUGUAACAUAGCUACUGUUCCACAGAGGGUACAACCUCAGUUUUGUAUCAGUGAAUGUUCACCAACAUGUACACAAUAAACUUCACUGUGAGUUGUUUUGGCUACAACUAAUUACUUUGCCUCUUUUUUUUUUUUUCUUACAUUGCUGCUGUUUUUGUUGUAUGAUGUAGCCUUGUAAUCAGGUAACUAUUUGCUGUGCAUCAUAAUGAAUACAAUGCAAGUGAUUCAAAUCUGUUCUAGUUUCUGAAGCUAACACAUGCUACUACCCCUUGGCCAAAAGUGAGUGUGAUUAUUGAAUUGCCAGUUGAGUAUAAUUAAACUUUUGACUGGGUACUGAUGUGUUCAACUUGUCUUUUUUCAUGAAACACUUUAAAUGGAUUGGCUGAGUGCAGGUCAGUCCAUAUGGUCCACACAGUAUGUUACCUAUCAGCUAUUAACUAACUCAUGUGCUACACAGCACCAUCUACAGGGGCUCCAGUGAAGUAGUGGCUACAGAUAAACCAUACAAUGUAAGAAGCGAUUAACCCAUCAAUGGUUUAAUUAUGUCAUGUGCUAUUUAAAAAGUGGAACUGGAAAUGUGGUCAUACAGUACGUAGAAUGUAGUUUAGGAUUAGCAAUAAAUAAUUAGUUUUUAAUGCAGCGGU